AUGGCCCCAUUUUGCCCCAAGGGCGCCCACAUCGCUGCCGCGGGUGAAGACGCCCUCCAAGUUGCCGAGCUCCAAGAAAUGGGUGGAUACGUGGACGUACUGCCCCUAGGCCCUGUCCCGAUCCUACUGGCUCGUGUUGUCUACAAGAGGAGUGUCUAUCGAAGAAGUGUGGCGGCCGCGGAGAGCGAUGGCACUCUGGGAGUGGCAGAACGCUACUCAUCCGAAGACUGGUACGAGCACCUGCAAAACUUUCCGAUGUCUGAAAUCCUGAAACGGGUGAAGUCGCACCUCGCGUUUAACGCCGUCUUCGCCAUGCUGAUCUUCGUCGUCAACUUUUUUACCGACUCGGUCCGUCCACCGCCUCUGGCGCUCCUGAGCGCGUGUUCCACUGCUCUCGGUCUGCUCCUGGUCUUCAGGACCAACGCAGCCUACGAACGCUGGUGUGCUGGGUAUCGGUGUGUCCGAGAGACCAAAUCUCACCUGCAGCAGCUGCGGCGCUUGGCACGACUCUGGAUGACAGAAGAAGAUCAAGAAUGGAUGGAUGGUCAGCUGGCGACUUUCCCCGCCUACUUGGGCACCUUCCUCGGGGGCGGAGUCGGGGCUCGUGGGAAGUCCUGGGCCUUGCUCAGCGAGAUGGAGCGAGACCCACGUGAGAUCCUUGUGACCUUCGGCGAAGGGCUCUACAAGUGCCUGGCCAAAGAUGCCUCGCCGGCGGCGCUCUACACUGAGGACCGAAUGCAGGGCCACAUUACUGCGGCGUUGGCCAGUAUUGAGGAAAUGGCUCAGAUCGUGACUGUUCCAGUCGCCCGAGAAUAUUCCAGACACGCCUCCCGCUUUCUGACGGUAUACCUUCUGAUCUUGCCGUUUGCUUUAGUGGAGCUUGGUUCCUUCAUGCCUGUGGCGGUCCUCGUCAUCGCUUGGGCAUUAAUCGCCAUUGAGGAGAUCGGCCAUACUUUGGAAGACCCUUUCAACAGCCCGACACAGCCUUUGAACGUGCAGGCCUACUUGGAGCAGCCACUGGGCUAUGAGCCCCUCAUGCAAGCACAGCGGCCUUUCGAGGUGCUUGAGCCAAAGGAGCCGGAGAAACAGGACGAGCCUGAGCCGGCCAAGCACACCAAGCCUGCUGAGGAGGACAAAGGAGCUGAUGGCAGCGGUGGGGAAGCUGCAGAGGCAGACUCGAGCAAGGAGGCGGACCCGAACGAGGAUGCGCCAGCACCAUGA
Molecule: messenger RNA, 1221 nt
Organism: Symbiodinium natans
Lineage: Eukaryota; Dinophyceae; Suessiales; Symbiodiniaceae
Source: the annotation of a GenBank genome assembly